Messenger RNA from Triplophysa dalaica, 1935 nucleotides. RefSeq names its product guanine nucleotide binding protein-like 3 (nucleolar) (gene gnl3). The coding region runs from base 66 to 1724 and encodes 552 amino acids. The record is from RefSeq and is a predicted model, not a curated record. Gene Ontology annotation, molecular function: GTP binding. Lineage: Eukaryota; Metazoa; Chordata; Actinopteri; Cypriniformes; Nemacheilidae. The transcript has 15 exons. Gene Ontology annotation, cellular component: nucleolus.
AGUGAGGAAGAGUCCCACGUGCUGCGCUGUGCGACUGAGGCAACAGGAGCGCGUGCUGGAUAGACAUGAAGAGACCGAAGUUAAAGAAGGCGAGCAAACGCAUCUCGUGCUCCAGACGCUUUAAAAUACAGAAGAGGGUUCGGGAGCACAACCGUAAACUAAAGAAAGAGGCGAAGAAGAAAGGCACAAGUCGAAGGCCGAAAAAGGAUGUUGGAGUACCAAACAGCGCUCCUUUUAAAGAGGAGGUGCUUCGAGAAGCUGAGCAUAGAAAACAGGAGCUCGAAGCACUUAAACAGCAAAACAAGGUGACAAAACAGCAAGAAAAAACUGUGAAGAGGAAAAAGGACAAAGAGGCAGCCAGCGAACCUGCAGCCAAGAAGGCUAAAAAGGUAGAAAAAGUUAAAGAAACAAAAGCCGCAGUAGCUAAACAGAAGAGUGCCAAAUCAUUCAGAUGCAGCGAGUUGAACAAGGUGAUCGAAGCGUCUGAUGUGAUACUGAUGGUUCUGGAUGCUAGGGACCCUCUGGGUUGCCGUUGCCCUCAGCUAGAGGAAGCCAUCUUGAAACACAGUGGAAAGAAAAGGCUCUUGUUAACGCUGAACAAAAUAGAUCUUGUUCCUAAAGAGAACCUGGAGAAGUGGGUCGGUUAUCUUGAAGCCGAAUGUCCAACUUUUGUCUUUAAAGCGUCAACACAUCUGCAGGACAGAACUGUGCAACAGAAAAAACAGAGAUUAAAUGUUUUGGAUCACAGUCGAGCAGCUACAUGUUUGGGAGGCGAUUCUCUUCUACAAACACUUACUGACAUUGCCAACGGGAAAGAUGACGAGAAAAUGCUCAAAGUCGGUGUUGUCGGGUUUCCUAAUGUUGGAAAGAGCAGCAUCAUCAACAGUUUAAAAGACAUCAGAGCGUGUCAUGCUGGCAUACAGAGGGGAUUGACCAGAUGUAUGCAGGAGGUGCAUAUUUCUAAGAAAGUGAAGAUGAUUGACAGCCCAGGGAUAGUGGCGGCUCCAGGUAACCCGGGAGACGUGAUGGCUUUGAGGAGUCUGGAGGUGGAGGAGAAUGAGAAGAGUGCGCUAGAGGCGGUCAACACUUUACUCAAACAGUGUGAUCAGCAGCAUGUAAUGCUACAGUUUAAUGUCCCAAACUACAGAAACUCAUUGGAGUUCCUUACCACCUUUGCCCAAAAGCGAGGCUUUCUGCAGAAAGGUGGCAUUCCGAACACAGAGCUGGCAGCAACCACGUUCCUCAAUGACUGGACAGGGGCUAAGCUAAGUUACCACUGCAGAGUUCCAGAGCGACAGGAUCUUCCCUCUUACCUCUCUGAUGACAUAGUUAAUGACUUGCGAUCAGGUCUGGACAUGGACAAAGUGAGGAAGGCAAAUGAGGAUGUUAUUAAACGUGUGCGGUCCCCCAAUUUAUCCAGCAGUAUCAGUUUUAACUCAAAGGGCCCCACUACUGGUGUGCUGAAUGUUGGUACUGCAGAGACGAAGUCGAAGACUGCGGUAACGGCAGAAGUGAAAGAGAUGGACACGAUCAGCAACACAGAAAAGCCCGAGGUUGAAACCCCAGCUGCAGCAUCAGUGACACAGAUCCAGGAAUCGACACAGAAGAGAAAAGGCAAACCAGCUAAAAAAAGGGUGAAGAUUGUUCCCAUCAACACUGACUUGACUUCAUUGCAACAGAGCAACAAUGUUGAUGCAUAUGAUUUCAAUACAGAUUUUGUGUAAAAUGGCACCUCUGUGUGUGACAGAUGAAAGUCAACUGAGAUUCAACCGCAACAUUUUUUUGACUGUUUAUUGUGGAAUGUGUAUUUCUGUAAUGGUCCAAACCCUGAUUUUUUGUCAAAAUGUAUUAUACAUAAUUAAAUAUGUAUAAGAUUACAGUUUGACAAAAUAGUUCAUACUGUACCACUGCAUAUAAAACCUAUAUUAAACUUUA